AUGGAGGAUGGGCCUAGCAGGUCAAGGAAAAACACAGAUCUAAAAACUACGGAUACUCGCAUAAUUCUCUCACCGGUAAUUCAAUCGCAGCGAACUCUGGAACCGCGAUGUCUAUUCGAGGACGAUGAGGAUGAUUUGCAGAUGGUGGAUGUGCUACCAGCGCACUCCGAGCCGGUUGGAACUUACCGAAAGCGAGCCGCGAAGAUGAUGGUAACAACGCCUCAAGGGAAACGGGUUCUCACUAGCGAUGCAAGGCUUCAUCUGGAAAAAAUCAAAGCUCAGAAAAAGGCUCAACAGCAGCUGAUCCCUCUCACUAUAGAAGAAGAGGUCAGAAGCUUGGACAAUAGGAGGAGGCUCCUCGAGGCGAAGUUAAGGCAAAAGCAAGAAAUAGACCGAUUGGAGGCAGCGCUGGGAAUUCGCAAAGAAAUAGAGCCCUCAAUGGAAUACCAGACCGAGGACCACGAUCCUUCAUGGAGACCCUCUGCCAACAGCAAGCAAUCUUAUCGGGAAGACUCUGAGGGGUCUUACAGCUCCAGACGACACAAACGAAGGUCAACUCAUGAAAACAGAGAGGAUGAAGACUCAGAGACCUCUGACGCAAAGAGCCAAAAGAGCUCAGACAUGGACAGGUUCCGAGAAGAAUUCGCACUAAUGAAGGAACAACUAAAAUCUCAACCAGGAGGGUUUGACUUUCCAUCAGGAAAUCCCUUAUCAAUCGACAUCGAGAAUGCCAAAAUUGACAGGAAUAUUAAAAUCCCAUCUAUAGAACUGUUCGAUGGAUCCACGGACCCAUCGGACUUUCUUAACAUGUUUGACGGGCGAAUGUCCUUCUGCGGACACUCCGAGGUGGCAAGGUGCCGGUUCUUCGGCACAUGUCUUAAAGGGACAGCUCUCACAUGGUACAACAAUCUGCCCCCACGGUCCAUCGAUUCAUGGAUCGCUAUGAAAAACAAGUUCAGAGCUAGGUUCUCUAUCAACAAAAGAGGGGGAAAGAUCACCGCCUCAUUAAUGACUGUAAGGCAACGAUCCUCAGAACCGAUACGUGAUUUCUUGGACCGAUUUAGAACCGAAAUGGCAAACAUCCCUAACUUAGUUGAAGAACUAGCGGUCAAUUAUCUGGCAGCGGGAAUUGACAAAACAAGGCAUGGGCAGUUAUUGGAAGAGUUCUUUGAAAAAAGCCCUCGAACCAUAGAGGCAGCAAUGGACAUUUUUGAGCGCAGGAUAACACUUCAGGAAGCAGUAGGUAGCAUACAAAUCACGUCACCGCGGUCCAAGCGAUGGGAUAAGAAUUCUUCCCCAAAGGGGCAAUGGUCCAGGGGAUUAGGACAAGAAAAGGGGAAAACUGAAACAAACAAGCAGACCGAUAUCCAAAAAGGGUCCGCGGUCCAAGAGCCUCACCAGUCUAACAGGCCCUGGCCCCCUCGCCCUCCACGAGAAGAAAGACAGUUCUCCAAACUAAACAUGGAUAUUGCUACAAUCCUAGCAAUCAUGAAGGCAGAUCCUAACUACAAACCGCCUAGACCAAUGAAUCCAAACAGACCCCCUAGCUCGAAGUAUUGCGAUUAUCACGAGGACACAGGCCAUCUAACAGAAAAGUGCUUUCAACUCAAACACGCAAUAGAAAAUAAAAUUCAGAGUGGAGAAUUUUCUCACUUCGUCCAAAGGGAGGACCCAACCAGUGAAGGCAACAAGAGCUCAGACAGAUUGAUUGAUGUCAUUUCAGGAGGAUACAUUCCUAAGGGCCUCCCAGACCAGAACAAUAUGGUCUUCCAGGUAGAAACAAAAAGACAAAGGAAGGGUCCAUCACUUGUCAUAUCCUUUUCAGACAACGACUACACAGAUGGUAUAGAGCGGUCUCAUCAUGACGCCUUAGUAAUUACGGUCAAGAUGGGAACCAACACAGUCAAAAAAGUCUUAAUCGAUAAUGGAAGUUCUGUAGACGUUUUGUUUCAUGGGGCAUUUUCAAGAAUGGAUGUUGGAGACCGAAAACUGGGUGAUGCAAGACAUUCCCCCUUAUAUGGAUUCACAGGCAAUGAGGUAAAAGUCCUGGGUAUCAUCGAUCUACCGGUCCUUUUCGGAUCCCCCCCGCAGCAAGUAUGGCACAUCGUCAAAUUUCAUGUUGUUAGUGCUUCAUGUAGCUACAAUGCAAUUCUAGGCAGAACCACACUGUCAGCUCUAAAAGCAAUAACUUUAAUACCUCACCUAAAGAUGAAAUUCCCAACCGAGUUUGGGGUGGGAGAAGUCAAAGGAGACCAAAAGGUCUCGAAGCAAUGUUAUGACAACAAUAUAACACCUAGAUACAGGACAACAAAAAAUGCCAGUGAAACAGUGAACCAAAUACGAGAUGAGCCAAUGGAGGAAGAAGUCAAGAUAGAAGAGAAAGAAGCAGUGGACAUUCCUCGUGAAUCGGUCUGUCAACCAAUCGGUCCAACAGAACAAUUUGAGCUAGACCCAUCAAACCCAGGGAAACGCAUCACCAUUGGCUCAGGAUUGGACCCCUCGGUUAAGGAAGAACUAAUAACUCUCAUCAGGGAAUACGCGGAUAUCUUUGCUUGGUCACCAAAAGACAUGCCCGGUAUCCCAGAGGCAAUAGCCCUCCACAAACUCAACAUCAGCCCCACAUACAAACCAGUCCGGCAAAAGAAAAGAAUAUUUUCCCCCGAAAAACAGUUGGCCAUAGAUGCCGAACUAGACAGACUCCUAGAAGCAGGAUUCAUUAAGGAGGUCCAAUUUCCCACUUGGAUCGCCAACACCGUUUUAGUCAAAAAGAGUAACGGCAAAUGGCGAAUGUGCAUCGAUUAUUCUGAUCUUAAUCGAGCUUGCCCAAAGGACUUCUAUCCUCUGCCCAAUAUAGACCAGUUGAUCGACGCCACUUCGGGUCAUGAACUGUUAUCCUUCAUGGACGCUUUUUCAGGGUAUAAUCAGAUCAAAAUGGCCCCAGAGGACCAAAACAGUACAGCCUUCAUCACCCACAGGGGAAUUUUUGCAUAUAAAGUGGUCCCAUUCGGUCUCCUGAAUGCAGGAGCUACAUUUCAACGAACCAUGGAUACAAUCUUCGCUCCGCAAGUGGGAAGAAACAUGCAGAUAUAUGUAGACGAUAUGAUAGUUAAAUCCUUGAAAACAAAUGAACAUUCGAAAGAUCUAAGAGAGACAUUCACUCGCAUAAGAGAACACUCAAUGAGACUCAAUCCCACUAAGUGUUCCUUCGGUCUAGCAGGAGGAAAAUUCUUGGGAUUCCUCUUAACCCAAAGAGGGAUAGAGGCAGACCCAGCUCAAAUCUCAGCUAUCAAAGAAAUGCCAGCACCAAAAACAAUCAAGGAACUCCAAACACUCACGGGUUGCGUGGCGGCCUUAAGACGGUUCAUACCACAAUCCUCAAAAAGAGCUCUACCACUCUAUGAGGCAAUAAAAUUGGCAGCCAAAUCAAACAAAUUCUCAUGGAACAAGGAUUGCGAGGAAAGCUUUAACAACAUUAAAGAAUUCUUGCAAAGUCCUCCGAUCUUAACAAAAGCACUACCCUGCGAACCAUUAAAGCUAUACCUAUCAGCAACAGAUUCAACGGUUGCAGCGGUCUUAAUUAAGGAGGUUGGAAGCGAGCAAAAAGCGGUCUAUUACAUCAGCCAUAUGCUCAAGGAUGCUGAGACUCGAUACACUCAGAUCGAGAAACUUAUCUUUGCUCUGAUCAUAGCAAGCCGUAAGCUAAGGCAAUACUUUCAAGGACGACAAAUCUCGGUAAUGACUAACCAACCACUAAGGAGGAUUCUUCAUAAACCGGACAUGUCAGGACGGUUGGCCUCUUGGACCAUUGAACUGAGUCAGUUCAAUUUAGAAUACUUGCCACGGAACACGGUCAAGUCACAAGCCCUUUCGGACUUUAUGGCAGAAUGCAACUUUGCAGCUAAUCAGCUCAAUCCACAGGCUCAAGCUUUCAAUGACAAAACUUGGAUUCUAUUCACAGAUGGAUCAUCCACAUCCUCCACAAGUGGGGCAGGAGUCAUUCUUACAAGCCCCGAGGGGUUCAGGGUCCAACAGGCCAUUCGCUUCAAGUUUUCAACAACAAACAAUGAAUCUGAAUAUGAGGCACUAAUCGCUGGCCUCAAGCUCGCACAACAUCUGGAAGUCAAGAUCAUCGAAUAUUUCAGCGACUCCCAGUUGGUAGUUAACCAGAUAUUAGGCCAGUACAAAGCUGCCAACGAAAGAAUGAAGGCCUAUCUCCAGAAAACCAACGAUCUCCUAAAAACAUUUAUCUCAUGGACCAUUAAGAGCAUCGACCGCUCAUCGAACCAAUGGGCCGAUGCCCUGUCUAAACUUAUCACAACAUCCGACGAAAGAAUCACAGACCCGAUCUAUUUCAGGGAAUUGGAACAGACCUCCAUAACAGAGGUAGAAAUUUUUUGCAUAGAACAAGAAGAGGACGACUGGCGCCGUCCCAUUAUGCAGUUCAUCAAAGGACAGCUUAUUUGUGAAAACAAAAACGAAGAGCAUAAAAUAGCCUUCAAGGCGAGGAAUUACUGUAUCAACAAUGAUCAAUUGUACCGAAGGGCCCUGGCAGAACCGCUUCUAAAGUGCAUCGGACCAAAAGAGGCUGAAGUCGCCAUGACAGAAAUACAUUCAGGCAUUUGCGGAGAACACACAGCUGGGAAGAAUAUGGCCUUAAAACUGAUAAGACAUGGAGUCUUCUGGCCAACUAUGAGAAAAGACUGCGAAGAAUUCUCCAAAAAGUGCGGACCGUGCCAGCUGUAUGGACCAAUGAACCAUAGGCCCGCGGUCCAAUUCACCCCGGUCCAGGCACCAUGCCCAUUCUUCAUGUGGGGAAUGGACCUAGUAGGCCCAUUACCCAAAUGCACAGGACAGAAGCAAUUUAUAAUCGUGGCCAUAGACUAUAGCACAAAGUGGGUGGAAGCAAAAGCUUUAGCACGAAUCAGAGAAACAGAAGUGGUGCAGUUUUUUAUGGAGUACAUUGUUUUCAGAUUUGGAGUCCCAAGAAUAGUGGUCACAGACAAUGGAUCUCAGUUCACAGGGAAAGUGUUCGAAGAGACGUUGGAACAGCUCAAGGUAAACCAUCUCAAAGCAUCUGUCGCUUACCCACAGGCCAAUGGACAGGUGGAGAUCACAAACAAGGCCAUUUUACAAGGGAUCAAGAAACGGCUCCUGGACACAAGGACAAAUUGGGUCGAUGAAUUGCCCAAUGUCCUUUGGAGCCACAGGACCACUCCAAGGGGUCCAACUGGCGAAACGCCCUUUAGAAUGGCCUACGGCACGGAGGCGGUCCUCCCAGUUGAGAUAAGUAUGGGAUCUCCAAGAAUUGAAAACUUCUCAAUCGAAACAUCUGAGGAAGGACUAAGACUGAACAAUGAUCUCAUUGAGGAGGUCAGAGACCAAGCACAAAUUCGAAACACUCAGUACCAGCAAAAAGUGGCCAGCUACUACAACUCUAAAGUCAAGAUAAGGCACUUCCAGGUCAAUGACUGGGUCCUGAGGGAAUCAUCUGUGUCAAUGCCAACCAAACAGAACAAAAUGACCAGUCCUUGGGAGGGACCUUACAAAGUAUCUCAAGUAGUCCGUCCAGGGACCUAUCGCCUCGCCUAUCCAGACGGUUCAACGGUCCCCAACACUUGGAACGCCAUCCAUCUCAAGCGCUACUAUCAGUAA
Molecule: messenger RNA, 5652 nt
Organism: Daucus carota subsp. sativus
Lineage: Eukaryota; Viridiplantae; Streptophyta; Magnoliopsida; Apiales; Apiaceae
Exons: 1
Coding region: 1-5652 (1883 amino acids)
Biological process (GO): DNA integration
Molecular function (GO): RNA-DNA hybrid ribonuclease activity; nucleic acid binding
Source: RefSeq, a predicted model, not a curated record